AUGGCGGAUCCGCGAAUGUUUCUCUGGUUCUAUUUCUUCCUUUUGAAACGGCGCAAAAGAAUCGGUCGUCAGAGAAAAAAGAGUACCAUUCAGAUCAGGAAAAUCAAUGAUCUUCGAGAAAUGGUGGGAAAGCAAUGGAAAAAUACGGUUAAUGCAAGUUUAACCAUCACAUUGUUAUAUGGUUGUCUAACGAACAGGGAUGUCUGGAGUUGGUUUAAGCCAAGCCAUUCAUAUUGGGUCAUCUCAAGUCAACAGUGGACAGCCAGAAUGUGGAUCGAUCAUUUGAGGAUGAAGAAGGAAACCUUUCUCUACCUAUGCCGAGAUCUGGCGCCGUUCCUUGAAAAACAACAAACCCGUUUCAGAGAGACCAUACCAGUAUCCAAAAGGAUAGCAAUAGCGUUAUGGAGGCUUGCCAGCGGACAUGAUUACCGUUCGCUUGGACAGUUAUUUGGGGUUGGUCGUUCAACCUGCUGCAAAAUUACUCAUCACGUAUCUGAUGCGUUGGUGUCUGUAUUUUUGAAAAGGUUUAUCGCAACUGUUUCAAACGAACGAGUCCAAGAAACAAAAGAAGCCUUUAGGAUAAUGAGUGGCCUUCCUCAAUGUGUUGGCGCAGUUGAUGGGUGCCAUAUUCCAAUAUUAGCUCCAACAGAACACCACUGUGAUUAUUUCAACAGGAAACACUUCCAUUCCAUAAUUUUACAGGCUGUUGUUGAUCACAAACGAAGGUAAGCACUGACAGAUUUGAAUGUGAUAUGCGCAGUGGACAGUGGUCACUGUACCUGCAUACAGUAAAUGUAUCAGUUAAUUCCAGCUGUGGCUACCCCUCCCCCUGGCCAACCCCCACAUUGUUGGAAAGACAAUGGCUGUGCCCCCACCCUGGGCAAGAAACAUAGAUCUAUAUCCCCACCCCUGGGCCAUAAAAUUAUUAAAUGUUUCAACAAAUUGCUUGACUUGCAUGUUGAUACAAUAUCUUUCCCUCCAUAUCUUCCAUUGAUAACACAUGUUCCACCAUAGCUUAUAAACAUGUCUUUCGGGAGAGGUCACUUCACAGCACCCUUGUAUAUCAGUAUCUCUGGGGAAAGAACGUCUGCUUGCAGGCUUGGUACAAGGUUUCAUUUUAAGUCACCACCCCUGGGCCAUACGAUAGGGUGUCAAUAGCUCCACCCCCAAGAUUAGAAAAGGGCCCGGGGAGAUGGGCACAGCUGGAAUUGACUGAUGCAUAAUGCUGUGCACUUGAGUUUCAUAAGUAUUCCAUUUAUUUAUUUUGUGACAACAUGUUGUAAUACUGUAUUUAUUUAUUGAUCUAUUUACUUUCAGAUUUCAAGACAUAUAUAUUGGGUGGCCAGGACGUGUUCAUGACGCCCGGGUCUUAGCAAACUCAAGUCUGUACGCAAAGGGACAGAAUGGAACACUCUUCCCAGAUGUGAGUAAAUUUUCUUACAAAAUUGAUGUUUUAAUAAUUUUUCCAAUACAUGUAAUUACUAGAAUUGGGGUAAACCGCGAGCAGUCCCUUGGGAGAAAGGAGGGACUGCCGACAACACAUCAGAAAACGAAAUAUGCAUUGCCCACACAACACUAGCCUGCACGCAGACUGUAUAAUGACAUUAUAUGGUCUGCGGGCAGGCUAACACAACACAAAAUUCCCAUUGGUCGAAAUCGAUGUGCCUGUCAAUCAAAUCUGAUAUGUAGUAAUUAUGCUAAAAAUAAUUUCCAAGAUAAUUUCCAUGUUGAUUUUAUAAAUAAACAUGACAUUAACGGUUCCUAUUGUAUAAAUUUAAUUGGAUAUAAGUAAUGUUUAUGCAAAGGUGAAAAGUGGGCGUAUUUCGUUUCUUGAUGUGUUGUCGGCUGUCCCUCCUUUCCCCUCAUACUCAUACAUCCGGGAAGCUAAACCUGUGGACAGGAGGGGACUGCUCACAGUCUACGCCCCUAGUUCCUAUGCCCCUGAUUCAGUGCAUAACAAAUUCACCAGAACAUAUACUGUAUCUAUCUUAAAUAUUUAUGUGUAUAAAUGUUAUUUUGUCUCUGUUAGGAUGUACAAAUAAUAGAUGAAGUAGAGAUACCAUUAUAUGUGGUUGGUGACCCAGCAUACCCACUCCUUCCAUGGCUGCUAAAGGUGUAUCCAGAUGAUGGCAUGCUUACACAAGCAGAAAAAUAUUUUAACAGGUGCCUAUGCAAAAUGAGGUUUGUUGUAGAGCAUGCAUUUGGAAGACUUAAAGGGAGAUGGAGGUGUUUAUUGAAGCGGAAUGACACAACCAUGCAAUACAUAAUUCAGCAGACAGCAGCAUGCUGUGUUCUUCACAAUCUUUGUGAAAUGCAAGAGGAGGAGUUUGAGGAAGACUGGAGAGUCGAACCAGAUGUGGAUGGACACAAUAUAAAUAAUCCUGAGGGCGAUGAAGAUGUGCGUGAUGUUUUAAAGGGAAUGCUUCAACGUCAAUGGGGACUUUAG
Molecule: messenger RNA, 2446 nt
Organism: Paramuricea clavata
Lineage: Eukaryota; Metazoa; Cnidaria; Anthozoa; Malacalcyonacea; Plexauridae
Source: the annotation of a GenBank genome assembly